AUGGAGGUACUCGCUCUUGGUCUUGCCUGGGCCUUGAACCACACGAUCCCGUCGCAGAAUAUUCUCAGUCGCUUCGGCCUGGCAUCUUUGACGGCCCAAAGCAGAGUAUCCUGGCCACAGCUCUCUGCACAGCUCUCGCCCAAUGCAUCAGUCGUGCUUCCCAACGAACCCAUUUUCGAUGAUUUCACAAGUAGAUGGCGCGAUUGGCAUGCGCCAGACGUAGGAGUCGUUGUAAAUGUCUUCACUGAGAACGAUAUUCAAGUCACAAUUCGUUAUGCCAAUGAGCAAGGGCUCCCUUUCCUUGCUAGAUCCGGGGGUCACGGUGCGACGGAGUCCCUUAGUCUGGCCAAGAACGUGGUGUCUAUCGACCUUCGCGGUAUGAGCCAGGUAAUCAUCGCUGAGAAUGGCGAGAUUGCUACGAUUGGAGGUGGAGCGAGUGUCAAGGAAGUUGUCAACACCUUAUGGGCAGCAGGCAAGCAAACAGUAACGGGAAUCUGUGAGUGCGUUGGUAUAUCUGCUCCAGUUCUAGGAGGCGGCCACGGAUGGCUUCAGGGCCAGCAUGGCCUAGCUUCGGACCAAGUCAUCUCAGCAAGAGUUGUUCUCCCCGAUGGAAAGCUCGUCACAGCGUCUGAUGAUGAGAACCCCGAUCUCUUCUGGGCUUUGAGGGGAGCCGGGCACAACUUUGGCAUCGUCACUGAAUGGCAGUACCGGGUCUACAAUGUCAAAAACACGAAGUGGUCUUACCAGAUUUUCAUCUACCUCGGGGACAAACUUGAGGAAGUCCUCAGUCUGACCAACGAGAUGAUGAAGACUCAGCCUGCAGAAGUCACGCACUGGAUGUAUUUCGUCAACAUCCCAGAGAUUGACCCCAAGCGGCCCAUAAUCUGGUACGCCAUUAUAUCAGACGACGCCUUGGAAAAGUCGACAGAAUACGCGAAGCCUCUCUAUGACAUUGAUCACAUCAACGUCGAAGCUGGUGUGGCACCUAUGCCAGAUUUGGCAGGCUUGACCUUCAUGAGCAGUGAUAGUGUCGGAUGCGCCAAAGGCUACACGGGCUUGAGAUACCCAAUCGGCCUCAAGACGUAUGAUUUGCCUGCAGUCCGGAGAGUCUUUGAUGACAUUGCCGACAUGUCAGACCGGAACCCAGAGUUUGCCGGGUCGUUCUUCCUCCUUGAAGGGUACUCGACUCACGGCGUUAAAGCCGUUGAUGAAAAGAGCUCAGCUUUCCCGCAUCGAGAUGAUGACAUUUUGGUAACAUCAUACAUUAUGUACAAGCCCAAUGCGUCUCUUGAUGCACUCGCUCAAGAGUACGGAGAGAAGCUUAGAGGGCAUCUACUUGACGCGAGCCAUGAGCCAGAGCAUCUGAGGGCCUAUGUGAACUAUGCCCAUGGAAUCGAAUCACUUGAGGCUGUUUAUGGAUGGGACGAGUGGAGACUAGAGAAGUUGAGAGAACUGAAGGCGAAAUGGGAUCCUCAAAAUCGCAUGAGGUUCUACAAUCCUAUAAUAUGA
Molecule: messenger RNA, 1509 nt
Organism: Colletotrichum godetiae
Lineage: Eukaryota; Fungi; Ascomycota; Sordariomycetes; Glomerellales; Glomerellaceae
Exons: 4
Coding region: 1-1509 (502 amino acids)
Molecular function (GO): FAD binding; oxidoreductase activity
Source: RefSeq, a predicted model, not a curated record